GGCAUGUCGGGGCAGAAGCGUCCUGCAGACCCCAUCGGCCCUUCAUCGUCCUCUGGUGUGCACCCGGAGAAGCGAAGGGAGCGGGAUGGAGACGACCCAAGUCCCGGUGUCAGUGCUGCGGCUGCCGGUGGGAGCACAGCGGUGGAGACGGUCAUCAAACUCGGAGGGGUUUCCAACUCGGAAGAGCAAGAUAUCAAAGCUCUCCAGGCUAAGAACCGGAAACUGGGAGAAUCUUUGGAUCAAAGACAGGGGAUUGAAGAUGAAUUGCGAGAGCGAAUUGAGAGACUGGAGACCCGCCAGGCCACGGAUGACGCAAGUUUGCUUAUCCUCAAUAGAUACUGGAACCAGCUUGAUGAAAAUAUUAAGCUUUUCAUCCGACUUUAUGACCAAUCAGCCAGCGAACCAGAGAAGUCUCCUACAGGAGAGGGAAGGAACUUGAAACCGGAAACCCCCGAACCUGAUGGAGAUUCAAAUCAGGAGAGAGCCAAGGACAGAGGACACCAGGGUGAGACGUCCAACUCUUUCCUGGCCACCCUGGCCAGCAGCACCAGUGAAGAGAUGGAAGCAGAGCUCCAGGAAAGGGUGCAGUCCAGCCAAACACAGGCUUCUCGUAUUGUAGAGGUCUAUAAGUGUCUGAAAAGUACGGUGGACCAACUAAAGGCAGACAUGGACUCUGGAAUUGCUGGGCGUUUGAACCAUGUAGCUUCCAAAAUAAACACACUGCUGACCAGUGAAAAUGAGCGUCUUCAACAGCUGUCGGAGGAUCUCAAACAGAAACACAGUCACAUGACCAGCGAGUGCCGACCUCUCAGCCGCGCAGCAAACAAGGCGGACCAGCGUGUCAGCGAGCUGCAAGUUCUGAGUGAAGAGCUUCAGUGGGAUAUGGAGAAGAUCCGUCGUCGAGAAAAUCGCCUCAAUGCGCACAUGAGUGAGAUACUGGAAAGAGUGAACAGCAAAGGUUAUAAAGUGUGUGGAGAAGCCAGUAGCGUAUGUGGAACCAUCACGAUCAACAAGAGAAAGUUUGAGGAAAUGAACAGUGAACUGGAAGAGAACCAGGAGCUGGCAGACAAUCGUCUCAUCGAGCUUCAGAAGCUCCAGCAGGACCUGCAGAAUGUGCUGCAGGAGAACAACAACAUGAAGACUGAGCUGCUGAGUCGAGCGGAAGGCAUGGUUAAGGAUACGUCUGAGUAUCGCUGUCUGCAGUCUCAGUUUUCUGUCCUCUACAACGAGUCGCUGAUCCUCAAAGCCCAGUUAGACGAAACACGUGCCCGUCUCAACACAACCAGGACGGCACGACUUCGACAGCUGGAGCAUAUGGAGAACGACGAAGUGACUCUGCAGAGGAAGGUUCGCACCGAGGUCUUUCAGUUGGAAGAUACCCUUGCUCAAGUCAGGAAGGAGUACGAAAUGCUGCGCAUUGAAUUUGAACAGACACUUGCUGCCAACGAGCAGGCAGGCCCUAUAAACCGAGAGAUGAGGCAUCUGAUCAGCACCCUGCAAACUCACAACCAGCAGAUGAAAGGGGAGGUUGUGAAAUUCAAGCUGAGGCUGAGGGAGACGCAAGCAGAACUCAACCAGAUUCGUAUUUCAAAGGGAAGCGCCAUCUUGCAAACUCAGUCGAGCACGGAGAUAGACGUGAAGGAGGAGACGACAUCUCCUACGACACCAGCUGCUUCAGGGGAGUCAGCGGUCAAGUCAGAACCUUCUGAAGACUCUUCUACGCCAAACAGCACUGGAAUCUCUGUGAAAGCUGAACCGGGUGUCGAUCCUGAGCUGCCGCUGAAGGAGGAGGAGAAAGACGAGAAAAAAGAAAAAGAAGAAAAGAAAGAAAAGGAAAUUAAAAAAGAAGAAAAAGAGCGUGAGAGGGAAAAGGAAAGAGAAAGGCCAACCCGGAGUGGCCCUGCCAGCAGUGGAGUUAAGGAAGAAAAGGAUAAAGCGGGAAGUGGCAACCAACCUGAGGAGUCAUCGGGGGAACGUCUAUCUGCAGCUGGAGGGCCAAAGAGGAAAGAGAUGGAGCAGCUGAAAAUCGUCAAAGUGGAACUUAAGAAAGCUCAAGAGUCCCAGAGGGAGAUGAAGCUGCUCUUAGACAUGUAUCGUUCAGCACCAAAGGAGCAGAGGGACAAAGUGCAGCUUAUGGCAGCAGAGAAGAAGGCCAAGUCAGAGUCAGAGGAGCUUCGUCAGAGACUGAGGGAGCUGGAGGAGCGGGAGAGGAGGGAGGGCAAAAAAAUGGCCGACGAGGAAGCCCUAAGAAAGAUUCGCUCCGUGGAGGAGCAGAUCGACAUCCUCAACAAAAAGCUGUCGAUAGCCAAACAGGAGGAGGAUGCCUUGCUGAGCGAGAUGGACGUGACAGGACAGGCCUUUGAGGACAUGCAAGAACAAAACAUCCGCCUGAUGCAGCAGCUGCGGGAAAAGGAUGAUGCCAACUUUAAGCUGAUGAGCGAGCGCAUCAAGUCUAACCAGAUUCACAAGCUACUGAAAGAGGAGAAGGAGGAGUUGUCAGAUCAACUGCUCACUUUAAAAACACAGGUGGAUGCCCAACUGCAGGUGGUGAGGAAGCUCGAGGAGAAGGAGCGCCUCCUGCAGGGCACCAUCAGCACUGCUGAGAGAGAGUUGACGUUGAGGACACAAGCACUGGACAUGAAUAAACGCAAGGCUCAAGAGUCAACGUUGUUGUCAGAAGAGGCGCGAACUCAGCUAGAGCAGGUUCAGCAGAGGCUCGUCGUGGUCCGAGAGGAGGUGGUGGAGAACAGCAUCUCCAGGGAGAAGGAGUCGUUCAACUCUCGAAGAGCACAGGAGGAUAUCUCUAAACUGAGGAGAAAAAUUGAAAAGGCAAAGAAACCGGCCGAGAAAAUUAGCAACGGAGACGAAAUCCUAAAUGAAGAAAUUAGCGAGUACAAGGCUCGACUAACGUGUCCCUGUUGCAACUCGCGGGUGAAGGACGCUGUCCUGACAAAGUGCUUCCACGUCUUCUGCUUCGAGUGCGUUAAAACGCGCUACGACACACGCCAGCGGAAAUGCCCCAAGUGCAACGCUGCGUUCGGAGCCAACGACUUCCAUCGCAUUUACAUCGGCUAG
Messenger RNA from Nerophis lumbriciformis (worm pipefish), 3075 nucleotides. Lineage: Eukaryota; Metazoa; Chordata; Actinopteri; Syngnathiformes; Syngnathidae. The record is from RefSeq and is a predicted model, not a curated record.